CGAGCCGGGGUAUUCGAGCGACGACCCUGUUGCAACGUUGCUAGCAUGUCAACCCGGCCCGGGAGAUUUACGAUGCGCGACGGGACGACUUUGGCGUAGUGCCCGUUUCGGAUCUCCGAUAUUGCGGUCGACACGCGGGCCUUGUACUCGGACUCAUUGACCCGGAGAUCGAUCACCAUCUGGCUGUGGCAGGUAGGUGUCGUUGUUUGCACCUCAUGUGAGUAUGAGAGGUAGACCUUCAGAAAUUUGCACAACGAUCGAACUUCCUCCUCUACACAGCCGGAAACAGUAAUCCCAUCUCGCGAAACGGCUACCUGCGCACACGGCACCAUGAGACUAAGCAGCGGCCAUCGCCCAGGCACGUACCCUCGUCCAAAGACAUGAGCCGAGUAAUUGAACCCGACGUGACCAAAGAUGUUGCCGUGAGAGGAGUAUUCCGAGAUAAAGUCCCGCGCAAGCACGGGUAGAGGUUCGUGAACAGGGAUGACCUUCUCGCCUUCGCCCUGGAAAUAUCGAAUCAAUUGUUCGCCAUCGGAGCUCACAAUCAAGGAUGCAUAGCUGUCUAGCCCGAUAUACCAUGUUUCCUCCCGUUCGUAGAUAUAGUGGUUUCUUCCUUUCUGGUGAGAUAGGAUCGCGACAACAGCAUCUAAUGGGUCUUCCGGGGCCAGGAAAGUGAUUGGUUUGCUAGGUUCAAUCAUGUUGAUGUCAAGUGGUGGGAGAGAACUGGCAGGGACAGGGGAUACUCGAAGACGUUGUCGGUUUGAAAAGUCAUGAAGGUCGUGGCAUCUACUCCGUAGCAGGAGUACGAACGAUGCAGAUAAGCCUCGAUGCUACUUGCACGGUAACGACCCAUUAUUUGCGCAAGAUGACGUACGCAUUCCUGCAUGAGACACAUCAUCUGAACGUCUUUAAACUUGGGAUCCAACGACCUCCCUUGCGUUUGUUAUCUUCGAAGCGAGGAAACGCCUUACACAAUCCCGGCUUCUAGGGUUGAGAUGCUGCCUUCAUUUACUAUAGAUAAGGUACUUGAACCAGAGAGAAUCGUCAUCUCCGAUAAGAAAAAACACCAUGACCAAGUCAGCGCCAAUGUCUACACACGACGUCCAAACAACCCUUAACUUCAUCGAAGAGCAACCUGACGGCUCGCAUCUGACCCCAACCUACGUCGGUAAGCCCAGCUCGUACAUCCGUCCAAUAACAACUGUUCCGGUCGUCAUCCACGACGUCAGAGGUCGCGAACAAGACUACACGCUUGACAAUAACGGCUUCCAAUUCCAUCACCACGCAAGCCAGACGAAAGACCUCUCCGACCUCGACGACGACGCGAUCAAGACACACUACUACCCCGAGAUUGACAACCUCAUCAAAGACGUGACCGGCGCAUCACGCACCUACGUCUUCGACCACACCAUCCGCCGUGCAGCCCAAGACUUCCAAGGCUCCUCACCGCAAGCCCGCGGCCCCAUCCAGCGCGUGCACAUCGACCAGACCGACGCUGCAGCCAAGCAAAGAGUGGAGUACUAUCUCGGGGACGAAGCUCGCUCGCUCCUGAAAUGUCGGUAUCAAAUCAUCAACGUCUGGCGGCCUUUGAAACCCGUCCUUCGGGACCCGCUCGCUGUAGCCGACGCUCGAACAGUCUCCGACGACGAUCUCGUCCCGAUUAAGAUGAUCUAUCCAGACAAAGUCGGCGAGACGUGCUUGGUAAAACCGAAUCCUCGCAUACGGUGGUAUUUCAGGGACAGACAGACGCCGGACAUGGUGACGCUGUUCAAGUGUUUCGAGUCGAAGACAGAUGGGCGAGCACGGCGGGUGCCGCAUUCUGCGUUUGUGGUUCCGGGGACUGACGGGGAGGAGGCGAGAGAGAGUAUUGAGGUUCGAGCUCUGGUUUUCUAUUCAAUGGACGAGGAAUAGAUCUAUGGAUAGGUCUAGCUACAUACAUCAUCCCUCUAAUCCAAGCCGUGACAGCGAACAAGCCGUUUAGUAACAGUGCCGUCUUCAUGUAUAUCGCUUUUCUCUUCCAGACGAUAACCGCCUCGUCGCGGUAGUACAACCGUCCAAAGAUACCAGUAAAUCACGCCCGUGAGGAGU
Aspergillus melleus is the source of this 2088-nucleotide messenger RNA. RefSeq lists its product as uncharacterized. Bases 1069 to 1911 code for a protein of 280 amino acids. The record is from RefSeq and is a predicted model, not a curated record. Gene Ontology annotation, molecular function: oxidoreductase activity. The transcript is spliced from 2 exons. NCBI's taxonomy places the organism in Eukaryota, Fungi, Ascomycota, Eurotiomycetes, Eurotiales, Aspergillaceae.